UGGGGGCGGGGGCGGGGCCAGCGGGGGCCAGCAGUCAGCCGCGGGGCGUAGCAGGUGGCGGCGGAGGCUGCCCGCGAGAGGAAUCCGGUAAUCGGAGCGGAGGCUGGAACCAGGGGCGGGCGGAGACUCCCGCGCCGACGCGGCCCUAGAGACUGGGACGGCCCUUACUCGCAGUCUUCGGCCCCGCCCCGCGACCCGGUCCGGGCACGUGGUAGGCAGACCCGGGCGGUUCUGAGCCCGCGACCUCGCAGGACCCUGAGCCCUGGGCACGGUCCGGAGCGGGCGCUGAGAGGCAACCGCGGGCCCAAGACCGGCAGACAGCGAGGUGGGGGGCCCCGGAGAGGAGUAGAGCGAUCUGGGGUUCCAUGGGAUAAAAUCCGGGCAAUUGGGAGAAUGAUUUGGGAAGGGCUGGGGGAGUCAAUGCCUGGGAUCAAACCUGGCUCAGCUAUUCUCUAGCUGUCCCCGAACCUCUCAGCCUCAGCUUUCUCCUCUGUAAAGUGGGCAUUCAGAGGCACAACUUCAUGGGGCUUUUUGGCGGAUUCAAAUGGGCAUGUGUCGAAAGCGGCCAGCACGGCUCCUGAAACAGAAUGGGGGCUCCAAAACGGGGUGUGUUCUCCCUGUGGGACGUUGGAGGAACCGCCCUGGGGAGGGCCUGUGUGCAGAUGGAGUCCACUGGGCCCCAGACGGGAGGGGUAGGUAGCCACUCGCUUUACCCCCAGCUCACCCCGCGCAGCGCCAUGGCCAGCGAGGGUCUCGAGGGCGAGCACCCGUCCGUGACACUCUUCCGUCAGUACCUGCGCAUCCGCACCGUCCAGCCGGAACCCGACUACGGGGCUGCCGUGGCCUUCCUUGAGAAGAGAGCCCACCAGCUGGGCCUGAGCUGUCAGAAAGUAGAGGUGGCACCAGGCCGUGUGGUGACCGUGCUGACGUGGCCAGGCACCAACCCCAGACUCUCCUCCCUUUUACUCAACUCCCACACGGAUGUGGUGCCUGUCUUCAAGGAACACUGGAGUCAUGACCCCUUUGAGGCCUUCAAGGAUGCCGAGGGCUACAUCUAUGCCAGGGGCACGCAGGACAUGAAGUGUGUCAGCAUCCAGUACCUGGAGGCUGUGAGGAGGCUGAAGGCUGAGGGCCACCAUUUCCCCAGAACCAUCCACAUGACCUUUGUGCCAGAUGAGGAGGUUGGGGGUCACCAAGGCAUGGAGCUGUUUGUGCAGCGGCCCGAAUUCCAGGCUCUUAGGGCUGGCUUUGCCCUCGAUGAGGGCUUGGCCAACCCCGCCGAUGCCUUCACUGUCUUUUAUAGUGAGCGGAGCCCCUGGUGGGUGCGGGUCACGAGCAUCGGGAAGCCGGGUCACGGUUCACGCUUCAUUGAGGACACAGCAGCAGAGAAGCUGCACAAGGUCGUGAGCUCAAUCCUGGCUUUCCGGGAGAAGGAGAGGCAGAGGCUGCAGUCAAACCCGCACCUGAAGGAGGGGGCUGUGACUUCUGUGAACCUGACUAAGCUAGAGGGGGGCGUGGCCUGCAAUGUGGUACCUGCUACUAUGAGCGCCAGUUUUGACUUCCGUGUGGCACCGGAUGUAGACCUGAAGGCUUUCGAGGAGCAGCUGCAGGGCUGGUGCCAGGCAGCCGGCGAGGGAGUCACCUUCGAGUUUAUUCAGAAGUGGACAGAGUCCCGAGUGACAUCUACUAAUGACUCAGAUCCCUGGUGGGCAGCAUUCAGUGGGGUCUUCAAGGACAUGAACCUCACUCUGGAGCCGGAGAUCUUCCCAGCUGCCACCGAUAGCCGUUAUCUCCGUGCGGUGGGGGUCCCAGCUCUGGGCUUCUCACCCAUGAACUGCACACCCGUGCUGCUGCAUGACCACGAUGAGCGUCUGCAUGAGGCUGUGUUCCUCCGUGGGGUUGACAUAUACACACGGUUGCUGCCUGCUCUGGCCAGCGUGCCUGCCCUGCCCAGUGAGAGCUGAGUCCCAGGCUCCCCAACCUCUACCCCGGAGUGUCCAUCCUGACCAGUGUUAAGUGGUCUACCCCUCUGCCCCCCUGCCCCACAAUAAAGUCUGUGUGCGGACAGGGGCCAGUUCUGAAGUACUAAGAGCAAGGAUGUUCAUGAAGCAGGGAUUCUGUCAUUUUAUUUGUGGACAUGCUGUUAUCACCCCCAGUUCACAGAUGAGGAAACUGAGCCUGGCUCUGGAUAUGUCUCUAGCACCCUAUGCUGCUCUUGUGCCCCUCGACACGGCAUGCUCAUU
This is a messenger RNA of Panthera uncia (snow leopard), 2243 nucleotides long. RefSeq names its product aminoacylase 1 (gene ACY1). Gene Ontology annotation, biological process: amino acid metabolic process. The record is from RefSeq and is a predicted model, not a curated record. NCBI's taxonomy places the organism in Eukaryota, Metazoa, Chordata, Mammalia, Carnivora, Felidae. The transcript has 14 exons. Gene Ontology annotation, molecular function: aminoacylase activity. Gene Ontology annotation, cellular component: cytoplasm. Bases 588 to 1964 code for a protein of 458 amino acids.